AUGGCCCCGUUCGAACUGAAAAACGGAAACCAGUUCGUGGGUGCACCCGAUCAAAGCAAGGUGGAGGUAUACGAGUUGAGGAGCCGCCCGGCGACCGCCACAAAGUCGUCCGGCGUUAAGCGCAGCGACUGGGCAAAGGUCGGGACGGUUAUCGCCGCGGAUAGCCCCAAUCCAGUUACCCACAACUCGCUCAAGGUGGUCGGCAGAGAUUUCAAGGCGCAAGCCCUGCGUCGCCUCGCGGGAGAUCUAGCCAAGUCGCGGCUGCUCGUCAACCGGGAAGGCCUCUGCUACGUUGACGUCACGGGAGGCGGAUUCGGAGUGGACUACUUCCGGGUCCAAGACCUGUUCGGGUGGUGGCGGUACGGGGUGGAGGUCGCCGGCGGGAACACAGACGACCAGCCGCCCAUGGAGGACAAGGAAGUGAUAGUGGUAGAGCAGUCGGGACCUCCGAGUGGCGGGGGCAAGUCAACUCUGUCGUUGACCCGGAAGAAAGACGGGAGCAUUAUUACCACUACUGCUGACGAUGAAGAGCCGCCCAAGGCUGAACGUCCUGUGGGGAGCAGAGGGGGCCCACUUAGACCCGGAACUGCAGCUCCGCAUCCGCUGCAGCAGCGGCCCCUGCGGCCCAGACAGCCAGCGGCGCAGCCUAGAGUGGCGGAUCCAGGAAAGGCAGCGGCCAAGAAUCGCCGCCGGCUCCCGCGAACAAAGCUGCGCAAGACGUCGUCGCACUCUGGCGGCAGGAGGGAUAGCGAUAUUAGCUAUUCGCGCCCUCAGGGUGUGGCGGAUGCCAUGGAAGGGAAGUGGAAGUCCCAGAGGACCUUCCUGCCGUACGACCAAGACGUCGCGGGGCUUCACCCGAGUCAAGGUAUGGAAUACUCGUCUGACUCGGAGUUGGAUCGGGACAGCUGGUGGUUCAUAAAAGGAUGGGAGAACAACACGGAAGUGAUGAUUGCUUACUACCAAAGGGAAAGGGAGCUGGAUAGUGGUGGUGAUGCUGGUGGGCACGGUUUGAAAAAUCAUUAUUAUCACGACAGUGAUGAGAAGAAAAGUAACUUUCAGAUCCCAUACCCUGAGGAUGAGGUCAAUUUUUUUUCCUACCCACAGUGCUUCGUUGGAUUCAUCUUGGGAGUUGGGGAGAGGUUCAUGUUUCUGUACUAG
Linum tenue is the source of this 1158-nucleotide messenger RNA. NCBI's taxonomy places the organism in Eukaryota, Viridiplantae, Streptophyta, Magnoliopsida, Malpighiales, Linaceae. The record is from the annotation of a GenBank genome assembly.